UACCAAGAAUAUAUCAGAAACAUCCUUCUACGCUCACCUAACUAAAAGUAGUAAAGUUCAAUCCAUAAAAAAAUGUGGGAUUCAGUGCAGUCACUUGGAACAUAUUCAUGGAUCUUUUUGUAAUGCUUUCAGUUAUGACAAGGACUCCAAAGUUUGUGACUUGGCAAAUCUUGCAUUUCUUGAAGAUCCAGCUGUUGGUGAAGAAGAAAAAGAAAUCAUGAUUGAUUUUGAAGCUCCGCCUCUGAUUGACAGGAUCUGUCGUGGCGGAGAGCACUGUUGUAACAGAGGGAAACUGAAUCUUUGUGGCAUUGGAGAAGGAGACUGCAACACAGAUAAUGACUGUUCUGGUGUUCUUAUGUGUGGACAUAACAACUGCAUGAAAUGGAGACAACCAGGAGGAAGGUGGGAUGAGGAAGAUGAUUGCUGUGAAAAGCGAUGUACUCCAGAACAUCCAUGCGAUGAGGGUGGUGGACACUGUGAUUCAGAUUCAGACUGUAAAAACAGUGAACGAGGUUGGCUGAAAUGUGGAAAUGAUUAUUGUCUUAACACAAUCUAUUUUCCUAGACAUAUUUUUCCUAGAAAUUCUGAAACAUUUGAGUUUACAUCAACUGACAAUUGUUGUUAUAGACCAUGCAACAAACGUUACCAUCUGUGUGGACAAAAUGAGGUUGGAUGUCAAGAUAAUGAGGAUUGUAUUCCUGGACACUAUUGUGUUAUAUCAGCAGCAAAGCCAUAUUGCACUGAAUUAAAUGAAUGUUCCCCAAACAAUGGACAAUUUGAAGGUUUAUUGUAUUGUGGGCGGAACACUGUUUGCACAAAUACAAUUGGAAGCUUCACUUGCACUUGUAAUCAAGGUUAUGAAGAUUUUGCUGAGCACAGUGGAUGUAUUGACAUAGAUGAGUGUAGAGUUGGAACUAAUAACUGUGGUGCAAACUCUAACUGCUGGAAUUUCCCAGGAACCUUUGUAUGUACUUGCAAGGUUGGUUUCACUGGAGACCCUGUAGCAGGGUGUACUGAUAUUGAUGAAUGUAUCAAUCCUAACUGGCAUAACUGUAACAGCUACCCAGGAUAUAAUGCUGAAACAUUUGGAAAUAAUGGGAUGAAAUACUUUGACGUCAGCUUUUCAGACAUUGGAGAUGAGCAGCAACAUACUUUCAGAUUUGAGGUUGCUAUUGAAAAUAAAGCACAAUUUUAUGUUGCAAAUGCAAAUUUAUCUAUUUCUUACAUGAUAACUUUACGGGCCGGUGCUUCAGAGAUUAGCAGAUGUGAGACUAUUAACUGUGUGAUCUUGUUCAGCUCUACCUCAAUUGCAUCCCUAUCCAAUAGCAAAUUUAACCUUUUUUUCAUGAAUUUGUUUUAUGAUAAAAAGUCAGGAGACACAAUAAUCAAAGUUUUAGACAACAGCAAAAAUACUUUAUGUGUUGCAAACUAUAAAGAACCGAAACCAUUGGUUAUAAGCAAAAUAGGAGUGGAAAACUAUGGAGCAGGUCAAGUAGGGUACUGGAGAAAUAUGAGAAAGAAUGCAAUUGAACAAAAGUGUGUAAACACAAUUGGAAGUUUUUUCUGUACAGAUAAUUCAGAUGAAAUGAUUGCCAUUGGGUUUGGAGGUCAUACAACUGAUGGAUCUGUUUAUCCAAACCAGAUUACUGUUUUUACAAAUCAGCGAUAUACCUGUGUUAAUCACAAAAUUGGUGAUAUUCAAGGAAGAUAUAGUCCAGGAAUGGCUGAGCUAGAUGGUUGGCUUUAUAUUUGUGGAGGACACUACUAUAACGCAAAAGAUCCACUAAUUGACUGUAAAAAAUUUGAUUUAAAUGCUGAUAAUGGAGCAUGGACCAAUUCACCGAACUUACCUAGAAAGAGGAGAAAUUUUGAAAUGCUAACUUAUCAAACUUCAAUUUACAUUGUUGGGGGAUAUGAUUACUGGGUUGGAGGUGGAGGAUGCAUAAACACAUUGCAUGAGUUUAAUCAUCAAACAAAUAUAUGGACAUCUAGAGCAAAUCUACCAUAUCCAAAUCAUCGUCAUUGUUCAAUUGCUGAUGUUGAAGAGGAUAGAAUAUGGAUGAUUGGUGGACAUGAAUGUAACGUUGGUGAUAAAAUGCAAGUAUACUAUUAUGCAGUCUCUAAGAAUGUUUGGGUAUUUCAUAGCAAUCUUAUUGGUAAUCAAGCUGUGAUGGAUCCCAGUUGUGGAAUCAUUAUCAAGACCACUGGGGAGAAAUGGUUGCUUGUUGUUAAAGGAGGAAGAACAGAAGCAGUGAUAUAUUAUGAUCUCUCAAACAAUAGUGGAUGGAAGCAAGCAAGCAAUUUGUUUGGUAAUGGGCGUCAAAAUUUGAUGCGAAUGAUAACUUUAACCCCAUACAGUGCAUUCUUAAUGGGUUCAUCAACUACAAGAUAUGGAAACAGUCUAAAGAAUAUAUUUGAAUUCAACCAAGAGACAAACAAUUUUGAAGAUAAAUACUUAUAUCUUCAAAAUGAAAUGAAUGCUGGUUAUUGGACAACUGUUAAGAAAUCCAACAACUUCAAAGCUCUGCAAGACUGUGUUUCACUAAGAGAAUAUGCUGCUGUAUGCUGGGGAGGUCACACAACAUCUGGUUCAGAUUAUCCAGACACCUGGAGUGUUCUCCUCAGGGAUAGGUUAAGGAAAGGAGAUCCUCAUCUUCCUGCAACUUGUCACAACAAGAUUCCACCUUUCUCUCCUGGUAGAUUUGCAACUGGUGUUACAGCUGUGGAUUACAGGUUAAUGAUUUGUGGUGGUCAUAACUAUGGAGGUCCAUAUUUGAGCAGUUGCUUUUUUUUGGAUACUAAUGAGCAUUCUCCUGCAUGGAGUACAAUGGCAAGCAUGCCUAUAACAAGAGGUUAUUAUGAAUUUACUACCUAUGGUGAUGCUGCAUUUGCAAUUGCAGGUCAUAAUGGUGGAGACCUUACUCAAGUAGACAGAUGGACAGAAUCUAAGGGAUGGGUUACUGUUGCCUCUUAUCCUGUACCCGUACAUAGACAUUGUGCUGUGCCUGACCCAGGAUAUGACAGGAUAUAUUCCAUGGCAGGAAAUUCACGUUCUAAUGCUUAUUUUUAUACAAUUUCUUCUAACAUAUGGUCAGCAAUGCCUUCUCUAUACUGGUCAGGGAAUAACAUGGCCUGCGUUAUAAUCAGACGAAGAGGAACUGGAAAUAAGAUUAUUGUUUUAGUUGGUGACAAUCUAUCUAGACAACAGUUUUUUGAUCUCUCUGUUUAUGAAGCAAAUGGAAGUGGAGGAUGGAUGACUUUUACAACUCCCCAAUACACCUCAUAUUAUUCUACUAUUAUAUCACUUACACCAUAUGAAAGUUUUGAGAUGGGGGGAUACAGUAACAGAUACUCAUUUUCAACAAGAAACUUGUAUAUGUGGAAUCCAAUAAAUGAGCGCCAUGAAGAUAUUGGUCUAAACCUUGUUCAUCCGCACAAUAAUGGAGAUUGCACAAUUAUGCCUGCAGAUGCUAAAGUUCUGGUAGGAUGCAUUCUUGAAUAGGAGAGAAACAUGUUC
Eurytemora carolleeae is the source of this 3517-nucleotide messenger RNA. RefSeq lists its product as uncharacterized. The record is from RefSeq and is a predicted model, not a curated record. The coding region runs from base 218 to 3502 and encodes 1094 amino acids. Gene Ontology annotation, molecular function: calcium ion binding; protein binding. The transcript has 3 exons. NCBI's taxonomy places the organism in Eukaryota, Metazoa, Arthropoda, Copepoda, Calanoida, Temoridae.